Paecilomyces variotii is the source of this 1190-nucleotide messenger RNA. RefSeq lists its product as hypothetical. The record is from RefSeq and is a predicted model, not a curated record. The transcript has a single exon. Bases 138 to 944 code for a protein of 268 amino acids. Lineage: Eukaryota; Fungi; Ascomycota; Eurotiomycetes; Eurotiales; Thermoascaceae.
GUCGACAAUCCAGCAGUCUUUCAUUCAUUUUACCUUUUUUGGUUCCUCUUAAAGUCACUCUUUUGACCUCUUUAAUUCUUCUCGCCGCGGUCCCAGAACGAUACUAACCGUCAGCCGACACCCAACAAUCCAGCAAAAUGAAGUCUGUCUACAGUGCCAUCUCUCUGGGCCUCAUGGCCGCUGCCGUCAAGGCGCAGGUCAACAACGGAAACCCUGCCAUCGCCAUUUCCUUCGAGCAGGUGGCUUCGUGCAGCACUCCCGUCUCUGCCUCCGUCGUGACUCGCACGGAGACUCAGACUUACUGCGACGAGUGCGAGCACCACCGUCCUACUCCUCCAGCCUGGACUCCUACUCCUAGUCCUCCGGUCUGGACUCCUGCUCCCGCUCCUCCUGAGCAGACUGUGUACACCACUGUCUUCAAGGACCUCUGCCCUACCGGUGUUAUCUCGAAGACCUACACAAUCACUGAGGCCUGCCCUUGCACGGCCCCUCGUCCUCUUCACCACAUGCCUUCUGGCUUCACUUCUACCGUGAAGAGCUGCCACACUUGCGGUCCUACUCCGAUCACUGAGACCUGCACUGUGCCUAUCGAGACUGCUCCCGCUCCCCCGGCAUGGACUGCUCCUGCUCCUCCCGCAGAGACUGUUCCCGCUCCCCCUGCUUGGACUGCUCCCGCUCCUCCGGCUCCGGCUGCGCCUGAGAGCUCUAUCAUCUCCGUGGUUCCUAACCAGCCUGCUCCUCUGGUUCCUUCCAGCCCGGCUCCUACGGUCCCUGCUGGUGUUGCUCCUGUCGGCACUGGUGUGCACCCCAUUCCUCCCAAGCCUUCUGCUCCUGGAAGCACUGUCACUCCUUUCACUGGUGGCGCUGGCUCCGUUUUCUCUGGUGCUGGAAUUGCGCUGUCUCUUGUUGCUGGUGUCUUCGGCGCCAUUGCUGUCGCUCUGUGAACACAAAGCUGGUGAUCUUAUGCCAGCCGUGUUUAAUUUCACUUAAUCGGCGUAAUCAAUUACUACCAGGUUGUCAUCGUGUCUGGGUCCGGUCUGGCAUAACGUUCUUUUCGAUUCACCACACGUUCCCCUUUUUGUAUUGUUAGCUGGAACAGGUUGAAUAACGAUGAGCCUUAUUAUUACUACAUAAUGUCUGAUACAUUCGUUUAAACAAUUGAGAACAUUACUCAAUUCACUACCCACUCU